UUUAUGACAACAUUUCAAAAACAAUUCAAAAUAGUCCUUAACGGCAAGUAGACUACGCUCCAACUGCCAUUUUACUUUUGUACGUUUCCAACAAUGGAUAUUGAAAAAGUUUUCAAUGAUUUCGAGGAAGAAUUGGCUCGGAUCCGUUCGAAAGCCAAUCAUAUAAUAAUCGUGACGAACGACGGGACCGUCCUUCACUCGACCACGGAUGCAACGACCACCCGGACGAUAGCCGGCCUGGUCUGCAACCUUUUAACCUCAUUGGCCAACAGCGCUGUUCGUGAUGUUGACCCCACUGACGAGCUGAAAUAUAUGCGAAUCGCUACCAAAACGUAUGAGGUCCUCGUUGCUCCCGAUAAGGAUUUCACAUUGGUAGCAGUGAUAUAGUGAGAGAAGCAACCGGGACCACCCUUCCUCGGCCAGCAGAUGAUAAUCACAAUUCUGGAAACUUUAUGAAACUCUCCGAUAUGCAAAACAGGUUAUCGGAAACGUACGGAUAUUCAAUAUUUGUUGUGCAAUGGUAAUCGUCCUGUGGGGUAGUAUGAAAAUAAACAUGACUCUUUCAAUCGAUUU
Molecule: messenger RNA, 573 nt
Organism: Hermetia illucens (black soldier fly)
Lineage: Eukaryota; Metazoa; Arthropoda; Insecta; Diptera; Stratiomyidae
Product: dynein light chain roadblock-type 2-like
Exons: 2
Coding region: 94-387 (97 amino acids)
Biological process (GO): microtubule-based movement
Cellular component (GO): cytoplasm; cytoplasmic dynein complex; centrosome
Molecular function (GO): dynein intermediate chain binding
Source: RefSeq, a predicted model, not a curated record